Messenger RNA from Onthophagus taurus, 3423 nucleotides. It is a transcript of the gene chico, whose product is annotated as insulin receptor substrate 1 chico. Gene Ontology annotation, biological process: insulin receptor signaling pathway. Gene Ontology annotation, molecular function: insulin receptor binding; phosphatidylinositol 3-kinase binding. Gene Ontology annotation, cellular component: plasma membrane; cytosol. The record is from RefSeq and is a predicted model, not a curated record. NCBI's taxonomy places the organism in Eukaryota, Metazoa, Arthropoda, Insecta, Coleoptera, Scarabaeidae.
CAACGUAGCGUUACAGCGUUCGUAGGGUGUUUCUCGUUUCGUGAGGAGGCCCCCUUAAAUUUUUUCUAAUCCCCUCUCGCUCUCUCUCACUCUAUCCCGCAACUAAACGAGAGAGAGAAAAAAAGUGCGUCUUGUGAUUUGAUUUUGAUUUGAAGUGCGCGAGUUUUUUUUUAAUAAAUUAAUAAACGAUGGGAUUAUGUCUGUGAAAAGUACUAGUUCGGUUGGAGACGCUUCCGGCGUCGUCCGAACGGGGUACUUGAAGAAGCUGCGCACGUCGAAACGUAAAAAGUUCUUCGUGUUAAGAUCGGAAACUGUUGAAAACGCGGCGCGUUUGGAGUAUUACGAUUCGGAGAAAAAGUACGCGGCGGGGGCGCGCCCCAAAAGGGCGAUAGCUCUUAAAUCGUGCUUUAACAUUAACCGGCAGCCGGAUUCAAAGCACAGGCACGUCAUUGCGCUCUAUACGAAGGACGACCGCUUCUGCAUCCUGUUCGAUAGCGACGAGGAGCUCGACUCCUGGUUAAAAAUCUUACUGUUAUUACAACACGGCGAUGAAGCCACCGACGGCGUCGCCCCCAGACCCACUUUUGAGCAUGUUUGGCAGGUGAACGUUUUAAAGAGGGGCUUGGGUACUAAUUAUUCCGGAAAAGAAGCCAAAACGGCGUAUAGGCUAUGUCUAACGGAUAAAAUUCUUAGUCUUGUUAAGAAAGAUACGUUGGAUAUGAAGAUUGAACUGGAUUUGUCGAGUAUAAGAAGUUGUGGUAACCUCAAGACUUAUUUUUUUAUGGAGGUUGGUAGAAAUAGCGAAAUAGGAGCUGGGGAGUUAUGGAUGGAAACUGAAGAUCAAAAUAUCGCCCAAAAUAUUCACCACACCGUUUACCAUGCGAUGAUAUCAAAAAAAGAUGAUGAAGAUGAAUUGGAUCCGAAACGAAGGAUAAGAUCGUCUUCAGCGACAGAAUCGACGAAAUCAAAUAAUUCAAAGAGGACCUUUUUACCUGGAAAGGUUCCGUCUCAAACAGAUGCUCAUCAAAACACAAGCCCAGAGGUGCCAACUCCCACCACUUCCGGGUACACUUCCGCCGCUUUCGCGGUGAAGGUGAACCAUCAGCGUACUCGAUCUCUCCCCCUCGCGCAGCCCGCCUCCGAGAUACCACCCCAUCAUCAACGGACCGCUAAGAGACAUGCGCAGUCCAAAUGUUAUACAACGACUUCAGGGAGAGAGCGUUGCGAUAGCAUGCCAAGUAGAUCUCGAACGAAAAGCGAAGGAACUCAUAAUAAUAUGUGUGGGAACAUCCCUCGGGGAUGCAUGCAACGCCCUCACUCGUAUUACCCACAUUUAUCACCUUCCGGAAGCCCCAUAACACCUCCUUCAGCCGCCGGAUCAACGGAUUCAACGGGUUCCUCGAAUAGUGUUGAUGAUUGCGAUGGUUGGGUUCACGAGGAAUCAUCACAUCGUUGUGGUGGGGCCCUCCCAAUUGUAAUUGGGGGCUACACACACUCUUUAACUCCGGAUGAGCCGAUCGCAGAGGAAGAUAAUUGCGGGGAUGAUUUCUUUUUAUGCGAUAAAUUGUGUAAACCACGCUUAAAUUCGAAUUCCGAGCCGGGUUAUGUUGAUAUGAGCCCUGGAAAUAAACACAUAACCUCCCCGACGACUAGUUUAUCGAGUAUCACCUCCGGGACUCCAUCGACCGAUUACAAAUUUAAUGAGUACAACGUUGAUAAAUCGUUUCCGCAUGUUUUAAGGUCCGAAGAGGACGAUUUAAGGCCGGAAAGAACGAAAUCUGUGGGAUCGACCGAUUCUAAAAUGAAAUUAGCCCGGGAGAGGGCGUUUAGUUGCGGCGCUAAAACCAAAAAGUUUCCGGAGAGGUUUUUUCACCCUCACCCCUCGUCUUAUAGUAACCCAAAAUCGAAUUCGGCACCUUUAUUGCAAUCGCAUGGUGAUCCUAAAAGCGAUUUGAUGUUGUUGGAUUUUUCUUCGAAUAUGGCUCCGAAAAAUAACAAAAAUAGUGGUUAUGUUCCGAUGAAACCGGGAGUUUUACCCGAUUUAAAUCACAACCACGAUAAAAGGAGAUCGCAACAAUCCUCGACCGAUUCACUUUAUGCGAAUCGAAAUCGUACCAUUAUAAAGGGGCACGAAAUUAGGAGCUCGACUCAAGAUUACGUUGAUAUGCGAGCGGGAACUUCGCCUAAAAUAACUAAUAACCCCCAAAAUUCGAGUGGUUACAUGGUUAUGGAUUUAAGUAAAAAUAAGAAAGAAAAUAACUCAAAAAAAUAUUCCUCCCCGUUGAGUAGGUCUCCAAUUUCUCCGAUUACCACAACAACAACAACUCCGAGUGAUUACAUGGAUAUGAAUUAUAAUAAAAAUAAGAAUGAAUCGAUUUCGCCGAAUAUUUUUGAAUGUUCCCCUAAUUCCAUUGAAUUUAUUGAUAGUGAACCGAAAUCGGUUAAUGAAGGGUACGUUGAGAUGACCCCCGGAAAAGGGAUUUCAAAUAAUCAACACCAACGGCAAUCGUCGAUCGAUUCGGAAACCGAUUACGCAAAUAUGUCUUUUAUUAACAAACCGGAAAAGAAAUCACAACCUAUUCAAAUUCAAAAUCAAACGAAAUCGUCACCAAAUCCGUAUCACUUUUGGCAGAAAAAACAAGAAACCCCACCAAAUAAGAGCCAUUUAAAUUUAUCGAUUAACUCGAAUUAUUCCAGUUUACCCCGGAAGAAAGAACCCAAAGAUUCUAGUUCGUCGAUUUUGUUUCCGUUUAACUUGAGCAGCCCGAUUUCGCCCACCAACGAAGGCGAUUACACUAUCAUGGAUUAUAACCCGAAAUCUUCAAAAAAUAGUUUAAAAGAUGAAGGGGAUUACACGUUAAUGUCAACUUGUUUUCGUCCGAUUGUUAAUGAUUCGUCUCCGAAGGAGGAUAAAUCGAGGCCGUCUUCUUCCACUUCGACUUUGGUUGCUUCACGACCGGCGUCUGUGAAUAGUGAGCAGUUGUUGUACGCGAGUUUGGAGUUGAAGGGGUCUUCGGCUUCCGAUGACGAGGAGAGGAAUAGUUUGAAAUCGCUUGCAGGGGUUGGAGGCGUUGGGAAAGAGAAUAAUCAGGAUUUGGCGGUGCAAAAUAGUACGGGUGGGUUUCAGUAUGCGAAGAUUGAUUUUAAUGUGGUUAAUCAUCCUACGAUGGUUAGUAAUCGGGUUAAACAUUAAGGGGGAGAAAGUUUUUAAAGAAACUUAUUUUUUUUUUGUAAAUAGUAAUUAUUUAUUUAAAAUAGCAACUUUUAAUUUUAAAGUAUAUUUUUUUGUAAAUUAUUUGCAUUUAUUUUGACGUUUUUAAUUUGAUGCGCCAUCUUUUAACGAGUAGUUCAAUUAAUAUGAUUUGUCACUAAAUUUUAAAUUAAAAAUUUGUUAUUAAAAUUUUAGUGUAUUUAAAAGAUUAU